This is a messenger RNA of Arachis duranensis, 2640 nucleotides long. Its product is annotated as probable galacturonosyltransferase 13. Lineage: Eukaryota; Viridiplantae; Streptophyta; Magnoliopsida; Fabales; Fabaceae. Gene Ontology annotation, molecular function: polygalacturonate 4-alpha-galacturonosyltransferase activity. The transcript has 6 exons. The record is from RefSeq and is a predicted model, not a curated record. The coding region runs from base 378 to 1979 and encodes 533 amino acids.
UAAAAAAAUAAAAAGAGAAAAUAAACGAAACAAAACCCCGUAGAAGAAAAGCUCCAAACAAAUCCAGAAGAAGAAGAAGAAGAAGAAGAGAAAGAGAAAUUCCUGUUUCGGCUGAAUAAGGUGGAGACCCCAAAUGCGGUCUUUUAGAAGGCCACAGACGAAUACCAUUGAAACAAAAGAGAAGAAGAAGAAGAAAGUAAGAGAAGAAGAAGAAGAAGAAAGAAAAAAGGGGAUUAUAGGGAAGAAUAGUGUGGAUGUGGUAAUGGGAAUUGGAAGGGAAUGGGAGAGUGCGAGAAAAGGAGGUGAAAUUAGGGUUUCUGUUGUUGUUGUGGCGGUGAGUGUUGAUGUUAGGGUGGUGUGCAUCUGCAUAGACGAGAAUGCACCUUCGCUUCUCGCCUAGCAUGAGAAGCAUCACAAUAUCGAGUAACAAUGGAUUUAUUGACUUGAUGAAGAUCAAGGUCGCAGCUUGCCACAUUUCAUAUCGUACCCUCUUCCACACCAUUCUCAUCCUCGCAUUUCUCUUGCCCUUUGUCUUCAUCCUCACCGCUCUUGUCACCCUUGAAGGUGUCAACAAAUGCUCCUCAUUCGAUUGUCUUGGUAGGCGUUUAGGACCAAAGUUUCUUGGUAGGGUUGAUGAUUCAACGAGACUAGUUAGAGAUUUUUACAAGAUUCUUAAAGAAGUGAAAACUGGGGAAAUUCCAGCUGAUCUAAAGCUGCCAGAUUCGUUUGAUCAGCUGGUUUCUGAUAUGAAGAAUAACAACUAUGACACGAAAACAUUUGCGCUCGUGCUAACGAGAAUGAUGGAAAAAUUUGAGAGAGAAAUUAAGGAAUCUAAAUUUGCAGAGCUAAUGAAUAAACACUUUGCAGCAAGUUCUAUUCCUAAAGGGAUUCAUUGUCUAACUUUGCGUUUGACUGAUGAAUAUUCGUCAAAUGCCCAUGCACGCAGACAGUUGCCCCCUCCAGAGUUACUUCCUCUGCUGACUGACAACAAUUACCACCAUUUUAUUCUCUCAACUGAUAAUAUAUUGGCUGCCUCAGUAGUUGUUACCUCUACUGUGCAGUCAUCUCAAAAUCCUGAGAUGAUAGUCUUCCAUGUCAUCACUGAUAGAAAAACUUAUGCGGGUAUGCAUUCAUGGUUUGCGCUAAAUUCUGUCUUCCCUGCUAUAGUUGAAGUCAAAGGUAUUCACCAGUUUGACUGGUUGACUAGAGAAAAUGUUCCAGUACUUGAAGCGGUAGAACAUCAAAAUGGGAUCAGGAAUUACUAUCAUGGAAACUAUGUUCUAGGAGCUAACCUCGAUGAUAUCAAUCUACGAAACUUUGCUUCAAUAUUACAAGCUAGAAGUCCAAAGUACAUAUCAUUACUCAACCAUAUCCGUAUAUACAUUCCCGAGCUUUUCCCGAAUCUUGACAAGGUGGUCUUUUUGGAUGAUGAUGUUGUAGUUCAGCGAGACUUGUCUCCCCUUUGGGAUAUUGACCUAAAUGGUAAAGUUAAUGGAGCUGUUGAAACUUGCAGAGGGGAAGAUGAGUGGGUAAUGUCUAAGCAUUUUAGGAAUUAUUUCAAUUUUUCUCAUCCUGUCAUUUCAAAAAAAUUAGACCCUGAAGAAUGUGCUUGGGCUUAUGGGAUGAAUAUCUUCGAUUUGCGUGCAUGGAGAACAACAAAUAUAAGGGAGACAUAUCAUCAAUGGUUAAAAGAGAAUUUGCAAUCAAACCUAACAAUGUGGAAGCUUGGAACCCUACCACCUGCAUUGAUAGCAUUUAAAGGUCAUGUUCAACCAAUUGACCCUUCUUGGCACAUGCUUGGCUUGGGUUAUCAGAAUAAAACUGAUGUCGAGAAUGUUAAAAAUGCUGCUGUUAUUCAUUACAAUGGUCAAUCAAAACCUUGGUUGAAUAUUGGCUUUGAACAUCUUAGGCCUUUUUGGACCAUGUAUGUCAAUUAUUCAAAUGAGUUUAUUAGAAAUUGUCAUAUAUUGGAGCCAUAGUCUGUCGAAGCGACGAGCCACGGUUUAAACGACAGGGCAUCCUAUAAAAAUGGACAAGUAAAUACCAUUUUCAUCUUAAUUUUUUAUUUUAUGUAUUUCUUUACUUGAGAUUUUUAUUAAGAUGAAUUCGAGAUGACAUAUAGAGAGCAUUGGAUGAAAGGGGAAAAUGAUCAAGACAUUGGAGUGGUUUUGCUACCAUCCUUAUUUUGCAACAUGAUUCCCAUAGUGGUCUUGCCUUCAGAGUCAGAUUCUUGUGACAGAGAAACAAGUCCUUUAAUCACUAUUAUUAGUCUUUUAAGAGGCUAUUAUAGUAGAGAUACCUUAGAGUGAAUAUUGGAGAAUAAACCAAAUUCUGAAGAUUAAGGUCAUGCCUAUUUCAUCAAAUCUAGUUUGAUGCUGACGCUGCUGAGAACACAAGUGGUAGGAUAGCUAUGUUUUUUCCCCUCCAUUUAUUAUUUUUAGUUUGUUAAUUUUAUGAUAGCACCAAGUUUUUUACUAUACACCCAUUUGAUUUGAUAUAUUGAUUGUAAAAUCUAGGAGUAGUUCAUGAGAUUACUUUGUCACAGCUCCAUUGAAUUGGGGGAACUGUCUAUAGGAAAUAUGUUGUUAUUCUUUGUGUACGAUUACCAAAUAUUGGAAAUGUGCAUAUAAUUCUUUUUAA